AUGCUUUGUCCCGUUCACUGCACUGAGUCUUCGAAAUUCUACUUAGGACUUCAGCUUCCCAGAAACAUCUCCUUCCCCUUCAGUGCCUUGAGAAUAGGGUCUGCCAUCCAGCUCGCCAUUGACAAAAUAAAUUUAGACCCCAACAUCCUACCUAAUCAUACGUUGGACUUUGUAUAUGCCGACAGUGACUGCAAUCCUAAAGUAUCCAUUCGCGAGUUCAUAGAUCAGGUUCAAAGGUACAAUAUUUCUGCUCUUUUUGGACCAGCUUGCCCGGAUGUGUCAGAGAUUACAGGUCUCCUUGCCUCUCAGUGGAAUAUCCCCAUCUUUGGAUUUGCUGGUCAGGCCCUUGCCUUUGAUGAUUUCUACGUGUACGAUACCUAUGUCAACCUGCUGUCUUCACUCCAGAAUAUGGGUAAUGUCCUCACUAAAACCUUGCGUUUCUUUGGCUGGAAGAACGUUGCCAUGUUUGGAGGGUCUUCCGAGGAGUCCAGCUGGGACAUGACUGACCAACUCUGGCAAAUCAUUGCCGAUGAGCUGGAAGAAAACUUCACCAUUAUAGCUGAAAUCAGAUAUGACACAGGCGACAUGGCCCUCCACCAGGUGAAACUCAAGGAAGCUGCAGUUUCAGCGAGAAUUGUUAUCUUAAUUUGUGCUCCUGGGGUGGCAAGGUCCAUAAUGUUGGAGGCAUAUCGUCAAGGCAUGACGAAUGGGAAAUUUGUGUUUUUUAUCAUUCAGCUGUUUGAACUCAGCAGUUAUGUGGAUAACUUUUGGAAAUCAGAUGUGCCGGAUGAGAAUUAUGAGGAUACCUUUGCGGCAUAUGAGCCAGUAUUUCUCAUUACUCUGCAGUCAUACAGUGAAUAUGAAUAUUACACCUUUCUACAAGAAGCCUACCAGCGAUCCAAAGGACCUCCCUUUUACAGCAAUUUGUCUUCAGUGGCAGAGAUGAGCUCCGAUUCAGCUUAUCUUUAUGAUGCAGUAACGCUGUAUGCUUGGGGGGUUCAAGAAAUGUUAGAUGCGGGAAUGGAUCCACGCAAUGGAAGAGAAUUUGUUAAGAAUUUGAAGGGUUACGGUAAACGGCAAUUUUAUGGUCUGACUGGCUUGGUGAAUAUUGAUUAUUCCGGAAGAAGAUCCUUGAAUUAUUCUGUGUAUGACAUGCAAAAAUAUGUAAAUGGCACAAAGUUUGUUCCUAUUCUAGAAUAUGACAGUUACAGCAAGUUGCUCAGUCCCACUGAAGAUUUUCCAAACAUUGGGUGGCCUGAUGGAACUCCGAUUAAAGACCUCCCUGAGUGUGGGUUUUACAAUGAAAAUUGUCAUGAUGGACUAGAUAGCUAUGUUGUGAUUUUAAUCGUUGUGAUUGUGAUCAUGUCUAUUACUGCGGCCCUUGUCAUUGGUUUCCUGAUGUCACACAAGCACAAAUCCCUAAACCGAUAUAACGAUACAUGGUGGAAAAUAAAUUAUGAAGACAUUGCUUUUAUAAAAGAUACCAAGAAACACGAUGAAAACCCAUCAACAGGAGACGGUGGAGGUAACGGAUCUAAAAGUAAUGUUUCAAGUCAUCAGAAUUAUGGUGUUAAAGAUAAAAUGGAUAACAGAACUAUUUAUACCACAGUCGCCAUUUACCAGGGAAAUCAUGUGACAGUCCUGAACUUUGAGAGAAAGACUCCUCCGGACAUGAACAAGCGUUCAAUACUAUAUGAAAUGAACCAGUUGCGAGAACUAAGACAUGAGAAUCUCGUAAUGUUCUUCGGUGUGUGUGUUGAUGCAACAAGAGUGUUUAUAGUUACACAAUGCUGCAAAAGAGGAACCUUAAUGGACAUCCUGAACAAUGUAGAAUUUGAACUUGACUGGAUUUUCAAGCUCUCGUUAUGUUAUGAUAUAAUUAACGGCAUGAUAUUUUUACAUGAUAGUCCAAUGAAGUCUCAUGGUAACCUAAAGCCUAAAACCUGUCUAAUAGACAGCCGAAUGCAAGUAAAGCUAUCAGGAUUUGGACUCUGGGAGCUCCAAUAUGAAACCAAAAGAAAAUUAAUCUUUGCUGAAGAUAUGGAUUACACAGAUCUAUACUGGACUGCCCCUGAACUAUUACGAUGUGAGGAAUGCCCAUACAAUGGGACCCAGAAAGGGGAUGUAUAUGGUUUUGCCAUCAUUACAAAAGAAUUGAUUCAUCAUGGAGACAAAGGUCCCUACCACGAUUUUCUGAUGGAGCCAAAAGAAAUUAUUAGUAAACUCAUAAACCCUAUAAUGCUGCUGAGACCCACCCUGUCGGCUGAGAAGUGUACGGAACAGAUUGUCACUCUGCUGAAAUCCUGUUGGGAUGAAUGUGCUGACAAAAGACCAGGCUUUCACUCAAUCAAACAUACACUGCGAAAGGACAAUCCUGAAGGUGAAGUGAGCAUUCUAGAUGCUAUGGUGGAUAAACUUGAAAAAUAUGCGAAUCACUUGGAAGAGGUGGUUGAAGAAAGGACUCGCCAACUCACACAGGAGAAGGCGAAAAUUGACCAGCUCCUGAUCAACCUGUUGCCAAGUUUCAUUGCCGAGCAACUCAUGCUAGGAAAGGCUGUGGAGCCAGAAUUCUUUGAAUCAGUAACCAUCUUCUUCUCGGACAUCGUUGGCUUCACCAAGCUUUGCUCCAUCAGCACCCCUCUGCAGGUGGUAGAUAUGCUCAAUGACCUGUACAGCUUAUUUGAUGAAAUUCUCAAGUUUUAUGACGUAUAUAAGGUUGAAACAAUAGGAGAUGCCUACAUGGUAGCAAGUGGACUUCCAAUUCGCAAUGGAAUGGAGCACGCUGGGGAAAUUGCCACAAUGUCUUUGCAUUUUCUCAGCUCCAUCGCCGCCUUUAAGAUAAGACACAUAAAAAAUGUACAAUUGCAUCUUCGCAUCGGUCUCAAUACAGGCCCGGUAGUUGCUGGUGUAGUUGGAGUCAUUAUGCCCAGAUACUGUCUCUUUGGAGACACAGUCAAUGUAGCUUCAAGGAUGGAAAGCAACAGUUUACCCUUGAAAAUACACAUGUCGCAAAGCACAGUUGAUGUGCUGAGGGGCUUUGGAGGAUAUGAAAUAGUGGAGAGAGGGACAAUAAAAGUGAAGGGAAAAGGAAAGCAAGCAACAUACUGGCUUAAAAACAAAGCGGGAUUUAACAAGCCUUUACCAACAUUUGAAUUUACUGCAGAGGAAAGUUCAAUAGAGGAGGCAGACAUGGAUUAACUAGAGCCAGCAACAUCAGCGUCAACACAAGAAAUUCACCAUCAGACCUUCCCCAAAAUAAAUGCACAUCUCCGUUGGAUCCACCUCAGAACGAGAUAAAAUGAAAGACAAACUCUACGGGUUAACACAAGACGCCCAGUGAAACUAUGGAGCAAUUUUGGGCAGAAACACUAAAAUUAAAUGAUCAAUUUACCAGAAGGAUGAUUUUGGUAUAUCUACAAAUCAAAUUUCUUGUGAGUUUCUUGAAAUGUUCCUUUGAGAGAAUGUGAGAGCUUUCUCUGUCUCCCGUGCAACCUCUGGCUCCUUCGUGGUAAUCGUGUCUGUGUUGCUGCUGUUAGGCUGCCAUGGGGAUUCAUGUCCUGAAAAGCAUUGAGCUAGAAAGAAGAAAUAUAUUAACUACAAAUGCCUAAUAAUUAGUUUUAGGUUUGGUAAGAUUGUGAAGUAUUAAUAGUAGUCUCUGGUUUUAUGCCUGUUCACCAAACCAAGAAUAUUCCAAUUUGACUCUCAGUCUGAAGAAGGA
Molecule: messenger RNA, 3718 nt
Organism: Amblyraja radiata (thorny skate)
Lineage: Eukaryota; Metazoa; Chordata; Chondrichthyes; Rajiformes; Rajidae
Gene: gucy2g
Product: guanylate cyclase 2g
Exons: 22
Coding region: 1-3198 (1065 amino acids)
Biological process (GO): receptor guanylyl cyclase signaling pathway; protein phosphorylation; cGMP biosynthetic process
Cellular component (GO): plasma membrane
Molecular function (GO): ATP binding; protein kinase activity; adenylate cyclase activity
Source: RefSeq, a predicted model, not a curated record